This is a messenger RNA of Zophobas morio, 1506 nucleotides long. RefSeq names its product trypsin-3. The coding region runs from base 178 to 1347 and encodes 389 amino acids. Gene Ontology annotation, molecular function: serine-type endopeptidase activity. The transcript is spliced from 5 exons. The record is from RefSeq and is a predicted model, not a curated record. Lineage: Eukaryota; Metazoa; Arthropoda; Insecta; Coleoptera; Tenebrionidae. Gene Ontology annotation, biological process: proteolysis.
CAUAAUGUAGGCCACUUUCGGACCAGUGCCGUUACCCUCGUUUACUGUUACACAGUUAAGUCUGCUCCGUGUUCUCGGCAAUGUUGCCAUUAAUUUUUACUGAAAUGUCUUGAUAAACAUGUGAUUUACAUGCCGUUUUUAAAAAGCAGUGUGUCAAAAAUUAAAAAUGAGUGAGAGAUGCGCACCCUUUUUCUGUUGUUGCUCUGUAGCGUCCACGUUUUUGCUGUUUUCGAGUUUUCGAAGCUUGCACAUUAUCUUCGGAAAAACAGGAAGGAUGACAGCUAUGAGAGAAAUGUCGCUUUUAGUGGGAGAAUGUUUGUAACAAUGUUGGGAUAUCCGCCUAAAUGUGAAAGAAAAGGAAUUUUGCAUUCUUGUACUUUAUCGUUUGCGUGUUGGCUCGUGGGUGGAUCCAGUCAACCAGGAUGUGGAGCUCAUCCCUGGAUUGUGGCUUGUUGUGUUACUGCAAAGAAAACUUUGAAUCAGCUUAAGGAAUUAGAACAACCGGUAAUUAGAGAAGACAACUCGUUAUUACCAAUCCUGCAAAAGCGCAUUGACGACUUUGGGGAUGAAUGUGGAUUAUCAAGCGACCGAAUAUUAAUGAAACGCAUUAUUGGAGGCGACGAGGCAAAAUUCGCGCAAUUUCCAUGGCAGGCCUUCAUAAAAAUAGCUUCCUAUCAGUGUGGUGGAGUUCUGGUCUCUCGGAAAUUCGUGGCGACUGCGGCCCACUGUAUUAUUACGGCAAGGCUUAAGGACACACUGGUUUAUUUGGGAGAAUUGGAUACACAGGACACUGGGAAAGUCAAGGAAUUAGAACCAGCUGAAUUACACAGGGUCCGCAGAAGAAUCAUCCACCCCAACUUCCAAUUCCGAACGACGCAGCCUGACAGAUACGACCUUGCCUUAUUAGAAUUGAUCACCGAAGCGGGUUAUUCUUACCACAUCUACCCUAUAUGUCUCCCGAGCAGCGACAUGAUUCUGACAGGGAGGAAUGCGGUGGUGGCGGGUUGGGGCAAGGUCCAGCCCUCGAACGAAUUACUGGGCACGAACGUGCUCCGGAGCGCCACCGUCCCCAUCCUUGACAUACGGGAGUGCAUGGCCUGGCACGAAAUCAAGCAAAUUUCGGUGGAGUUGCACGAAGAAAUGCUGUGUGCAGGACACGAGUUCGGCAAGCACGACGCGUGUUUAGGGGACUCGGGGGGACCGCUCAUCGUGCUGGAAAACGGGAGGUGGACACUGGUGGGGAUCACCAGCGCGGGGUUCGGCUGUGGAGAGCCCCAUCAACCCGGAAUAUAUCAUAAAAUCCCGGUGACAGCUGACUGGAUCAGAUCUGUUAUUGGGUUGUUAUAAUGAAAUAGUGGCUGCGGAGGGUUGGGGCAUGAUAUUAUGACCUGUGCAGUGGGGUUUGUGGAGAUUGAUGGGUUAUGUCCUUUAUACAUAUUACAGUGAGAUGUAUUAUUUUAGAAAAUGUUUGUACGUGUACAUAUUAUUAAAGUUUUAUUUAUUUUA